Molecule: messenger RNA, 287 nt
Organism: Serpula lacrymans var. lacrymans S7.9
Lineage: Eukaryota; Fungi; Basidiomycota; Agaricomycetes; Boletales; Serpulaceae
Exons: 1
Source: RefSeq, a predicted model, not a curated record
AUUCUCGCUUUCUUCUUGCCUCCAUCCUCGUUUCGCGCUUUUCGACAGCGCGUUAAGCAUUCAAAUCAAUGAGUAUUCAAGGCUCUGACGACCAGCCGCAAUCAUCAUCCCAAACAGCUACAAAAGCGUAUGGAUCUACUAGAAACAUACCAGCCUGCCCAGGCGAGGACGUGCAAUCUAACAGUCCUCACGGUGCUCUCCCCGUCCCACCAAUAGAUAAGAUACAUGUGGAUUCGCAUGGACGUCUCCAUCGAGGGCUGUCCGCUCGGCAGGUCCAGAUGAUCGCA